Molecule: messenger RNA, 4810 nt
Organism: Fundulus heteroclitus (mummichog)
Lineage: Eukaryota; Metazoa; Chordata; Actinopteri; Cyprinodontiformes; Fundulidae
Gene: ninl
Product: ninein-like
Exons: 31
Coding region: 218-4699 (1493 amino acids)
Biological process (GO): microtubule anchoring at centrosome
Cellular component (GO): centrosome
Source: RefSeq, a predicted model, not a curated record
CCGGUGCUGGACCGGCGCAGCUAAUGCCGCAAACUUUGAAACUUUCUGCGUGGUUUUGUGGCCGCGAGCCUUUGUUCCUGCGGCUCGCGCCUCCGUUCCCAUGGUGAAGCUUCUCCGGCCCGCGAGGCCUCCGAGCAGAGCCGAGAGCUUCCGGAAACACACGAGCGUCCUGGACCGCUGACUCCAGAGAAACGAGGUGUGACAUCACGGCGUCCUGAUGGAGGGGGCGGAGCCUAGCGGCUACCUGGCCCAGCUGAAGGCUGAGUUCGAGCGGUGCUGCGGCGCCGGCGCCACGGGCCAACUGGACCGGGCCGGACUGACGGCGCUGAGCGGGACCCUGCAGCUGGACCACCACCUGCCGCUGCUGCUGGACACGCUGCUGGGGGCGGCGCCGUCCGCCAAGGUGAACUUUGAGGACUUCAAGGACGGGCUGGUGGCGGUUCUGUCCGGUUCUUUGGACCUCGGCGCCUCAGAGGACGACAGCAGCUACCUGCAGCCAGCCGUCCCCCAGGAGGUGCAGCCCAAGCUGGUGAGGGGAGCCAAGCGCUACGGCCGCCGGUCCCGACCAGAACCGCCGACCCACACCGGCCCCACCUGCGACCCGGAAGACGCCGCUAACAGAACCGGCGCCGCGGACCCGUCGCCGCCCGGCGUCCGCAGGGCCAAGCUGAGACGGUCCACUUCUCUGGAGAGCGUGGAGAGCCUGAAGUCUGAUGAAGAAGCAGGAAGUGCCAAGAUGGACCCACCGCUCCUUCAGAAUAAAGAUCAGCAGCAGGAGGACGGAGGAGGCCCUGGAGUUCUGGCAGCAAGGUGUGAUCACCUGGUUGUGCAGGACGGGGACGAGCUGUUCAGGGAGCAGGAAGUGGACCUGGAGCCCGGCGUCACAGUCAGGGAGUUCAGGAAGGCCCUGUGGAGCUCCGCCCCCAUGCUAAGCUCCACCCCUGUGCGGCCAGCUGACCUGCAGAGGGCGCCACUCAGGAACCAGCAGCUGAAGGAGGAGGGCCCGGCCCGCUCGGCGCCGCCCUCCCUGCUGACGGCCACCGUGGGUCAGCGCCUCCUGGGCCGGCUGGACGACGGGUCCGGCUUCACCAGCCCGGAGCGGGUGGUGGCGCUGUGGACCGAGGAGGGCAUCGGCAACAGCUGGGAGAUUCUGCAGACCCUGGACUUCGGGCCGGAGGAGCGUCUGGGCCUGGCCGAGCUGACGCUGGCGCUGGACAACGAGCUGCUGGCGGGGGGGAACGGCAUCCACCAGGCGGCGCUGGUGUCCUACAGGAACCAGAUCCAGCACCUGCAGGAGCAGGCGGAGCAGGCCGGCAGGGAGCGGGACAAGCUGCGGGCGGACCUGGACCGGGCCGAGCAGAGGAACCUGCAGCUGGUGCGGGAGGCCGACGAGCGUCACGCCUGCAUGGAGACGCUCAGCGAGAGCCGCGUCAGGGAGCUGGAGCAGGACUUCAGGGAGCGGCUGGCGUCUCUGCGCUGCCGGGCGGAGCAGGACGGCGAGGCGCUGCUGCAGCAGGCGGAGCAGGAGCGCCUGGCCCUGCAGGAGGAGCUGCAGCAGGUCCGGGCCCGGGAGGCCCGGCUGCAGGAGGAGCUGGCCGGCGCCGUGCAGGAGAGGCGGCGCGUGGAGGAGGAGCUGGAGGGCCUGCAGGAGGAGCUGAAGGAGGCGCAGAGUUCUGGUCGCAGACUGCAGGCGGACCUGGACCAGCUGCUGCUGCACAAGCUUGGCAGUUUGGACCCGUCCGGCGCCGCCCUGAGCCACGAGGAACGCUUCUCGGAGCUCCUAGCAGAGUACGAGCGGCAGCGCCGGGAGCUGCAGGACAGGAACGAUGAGCUGGAGCUGCUGAGGAGCUGCAGGAGCUGCAGGAGGUCCCCCCGGCCAGCAGGAGGCGCCGAGCUGAGCUGGAGUCAGCAGCAGCCAGACUCUGAUGAUCCAGACAUGAGGAGCAGCUCGUCUCCAGCGGUGAGGAAGCGGCUGCAGCCGGCCGAUGGGGCAGCUCUGUCCUCGCUGGACGUGUCCGGUCCCUCCGUCAGCAUCCAGACGGAGCUGGCGCUGCAGCAGCUGAAGCAGAACCAGGAGAUGGAGCUGCAGCAGCUUCAGGUGCAGCUGGAGACACAGACCAACUACUACGAGCGGCAGCUGGAGCUGAUGAGGAGCAACAUGGAGGUGGAGCGCAAGGACAUCUGCCAGGCCUUCAAGCUGGAGAUCAGCGAGCUGGAGGAGCAGAAGGCUGAGGCGGAGCAGCAGGUGAAGCAGCUGAAGGAGGCGGUGCUCAGGCUGCAGAACCAGGUCCAGCAGGGCGGAGGAGCGAGGAGCGCCGAGGAGGAGCGCAGGAUGCAGCGGGAGCAGGCGGAGCUGGAGCAGAACUACGCCAGAGAGAUGGGGAACCUGGUGCGGAGGCUGAGCGCCGAGAAGGAGCAGCAGGAGGCGGAGCUGAAGCUGCAGAUGGACCAGGAGGUGGCCCGGGUCAGGUGGGUGGCGUCAGAACCAGAACCAGAACCAGCUCUGUGUCUCCUGGAGACCCAGGCCCGGCACACAGAGGCUGGGCGCCGCCUCCUGCAGGAGGAGGAGGAGCAGCAGAACCUGCAGGAGGCGGCUUGGAGGCGCGGCCAAUCAGAGGCCCGGCUGGAGGCGCAGGAGGUUCUGAUCACACGGCUGGUACCAGAGAGGAGCUGCCAGCAGGUGAGGAGGAAGGAGGCGGAGCUUAGCGCUUGUAGCUCCUCCCCCACGCCGCAGGAGGUGCUCCGGAGCAGAACCGGAGAGGAACUGGACCCCCUGAAUACGGAGGGGAACCGUUUGGACCAGAGGAGGAGCAGGGAGGCGGCGCUGCAGGAGGCGCUGGCGGAGGCGCUGCAGGAGGCGAGCCGUCUGGGCCAGAGGAGGAGCAGGGAGGAGGCGCUGCAGGAGGCGCUGCAGGAGGCGCAGCAGGAGGCGCAGCAGGAGGCGAGCCGUCUGGGCCAGAGGAGGAGCAGGGAGGCGGCGCUGCAGGAGGCGCUGCAGGAGGCGCAGCAGGAGGCGCUGCAGGAGGCGCUGCAGGAGGCGCUGCAGGAGGCGCAGCAGGAGGCGAGCCGUCUGGGCCAGGAGAACAGAACCUACAUGCGGCUGGUGGAGCAGCUCUCCUCCCAGAUCGUGGAGAUGGAGGAGGAGAUCUCCUCCCUGAGGGAGCACCUCCGAGGCCUCAGCUCCCAGCUCAACGGAACCGCAGACCUGGUUCUGGACCUGCGGCGCCAGCUCAACGCCAGAACCCGGCAGGAGGCGCCGGACGGGCCCUCGGAGCGGGAGGGCCUCCUGCAGCGGGCCCUGCUGGACUCCCAGAACCGGCUGACCCGCUCCCAGGAGGACUUUGAGGAGGAGAAGAGGAGGCUGGCCCAGCAGCUGAUGGAGCUGGAGAACCUGGUUCUGGUUCUGGAGGCGGCCGGUCCUCCCAGGACGCAGCUGGAGGAGGUCCGGUCGGAGAACGCGGCUCUACAGGAGCGGCUGAAGGUUCUGCAGCAGCAGGUCCAGAACCUGGAGGACGAGGCCCAGAAGAGAAGGAGGAGGCUGCAGGAGGUGGAGAGGGAGCACCAGAGGAGCAGGGAGGAGGAGGAGCGGCUGCACACAGAGAACUGCAGGUACCGUGAGGAGGUUCUGGACCUGAGCAGCAGGAACCUGCAGCUCAGCGGCGCCAACGGUGACCUCAGCAGCCGUCUCCGUGGCGAGGAGGCGUCUGUGGCCACGCUGCGGGAUCGCCUAGCAACGGUCGCCAGGCAACGAGAGGAGGACGCCGCUGCUGUGCGGCGGCUGCAGGAGGAGCUGCGCGCCUCACAGCUGGGCAGCCAAUCACGGCUGGAGGCGGAGCUUAGCGGGCUGAGCAGGAAGCUGCAGGAGGUGGAGGAGCAGAAGGAGGAGCUGCAGAGAGACGCAGAGAGCCGGCGCCACCAGGUGGAGCGGCUGCAGCAACAGAACGGCGCCCUGCAGGCGGAGGCCGAGCUGCUGCGCGCUCAGCUGCUCGCCGCCACGCAGGAGCGUCUGGGCCACGCCCAGGAAGGGGCGGAGCUCCGCAGGAAGCUGCAGGAGGCGCUCAGCAAGGUGGAGGAGCAGGAGCAGCUUCAGCAGAACCUGCAGCAGGAGAACCGCCGCCUGAGGGACCAGAACCAGGAGCUGCAGCAGCAGCUGUCUGAGCUGCAGGUCCAGGAUGUUCAGGUCCAGAACCUGAGGCAGCAGCUGCAGAACCUGAGGUCCAGGUUGGAGGAGGAGCAGAGGGCCCGGACGCAGGCUCAGGACCAGGCGCUGCGGUCUGACGGCGCCCUCGGCGUGCUGAAGGAGCGGCAGGAGGAGGUGAGGAGGAGCCAGGAGGAGGUGAGGAGGAGCCAGCAGCAGGAGCAGCAGAGCAGAUCUCUGCUGCGCAUCAAGCAGGAGCAGUGGGAGCAGCAGGCGGCGGCGCUGCAGCGGCGGGUGGAGGAGCUGGAGGUCCAGCUGAAGGCUCUGCGCUCGGUUCUGCAGGAUCGGGUCCAGCAGCUGAAGCAGCAGAUGGAGCGCGGCGUGCAGACGAGCGGCGCGCUGAAGGAGCUGUACCUGGAGAACGGGCAGCUGCUGGCGGCGCUGCAGGUCACCGAGCAGCGCCAGAAACGGGCCGAGAACAAGAACCUCCAGCUGGAGGAGAAGGUCGGCGCUCUGAACGAGCUGCUGAGGCAGGUGGUGGCCACCGUGCUCGCCACCUGAGGAGGAGGUGGUGACGUCUGAGCCUCAGAGCGGAACGUUCUACCAGAACCUUCACUGGGUCGGCCCAUUUUACAGAGAAAUGUUUCUAAUAAAAGUUUUCUACGUGUUUCA